Messenger RNA from Penicillium samsonianum, 390 nucleotides. RefSeq lists its product as uncharacterized. The transcript has 2 exons. The record is from RefSeq and is a predicted model, not a curated record. The coding region runs from base 1 to 390 and encodes 129 amino acids. Lineage: Eukaryota; Fungi; Ascomycota; Eurotiomycetes; Eurotiales; Aspergillaceae. Gene Ontology annotation, cellular component: mitochondrion.
AUGGGAAGGCAAGGCGUCUUCCAAUCGAAUGCCCGAAACACAUGGGAUGAUGACAUAGUCUCUUUUCGUGAGGCACUCAUUAAUGUUGAAAGACAUUGGAACGAACUUGGCAUCCAAGGCGAAUGUCCCUAUCACUUCACGCAGGAUGAACUACAUAGCCACUCCGUUGAUGCCAAGGGCUGGAAUGAGGCCCAGAGUAUAGAAGGUCUUAUGAAACGAGAUGGAUGGACAUAUCCUGAUACGUUCGACGCUGCCAUUAAUUUCUUUUCAGAACUUCGAGAACGGGGCCUGAAGCAUAUGACAGGUGAGGAAAAGAGAGCUUUUGACAGACAGACUCGUUGGGCCAGAAAACAGGGUUAUUACCGGGCCUAUGGGACGUCACAACACUAG